Molecule: messenger RNA, 1316 nt
Organism: Dreissena polymorpha
Lineage: Eukaryota; Metazoa; Mollusca; Bivalvia; Myida; Dreissenidae
Product: myogenic factor 6-like
Exons: 3
Coding region: 1-1137 (378 amino acids)
Biological process (GO): regulation of transcription by RNA polymerase II; positive regulation of myoblast differentiation; muscle organ development
Molecular function (GO): protein dimerization activity; RNA polymerase II cis-regulatory region sequence-specific DNA binding; DNA-binding transcription factor activity, RNA polymerase II-specific
Source: RefSeq, a predicted model, not a curated record
AUGCAGUUUAGCGCGACCGGAAGCGGAGCGCCGGAAGUGUUCGAGAACGCGCGUUAUUUCACGGAACUUUCGUACAACAGCCCUCACGGAGGCAGGGAUUAUUUCUCGGGUUCCGCCGCGCCUUAUCAGCGAUACCCGAGUAGAGUAUUUCCAGACCACUACCAAUACACGGGGAAUUCUAGCACUACAACGCCGCCCAGCUUUUACAGUACACAAAACGCAGAUUACAAUCAUCAGAAUAACAGCAGAAGUGGCAAAGUGCUCUCUCAAGGCUCGCCGUCUGAGAGUCACCAGAAACAGUCGAAACAUGCCGGAAUAAAGGAGGACGCGGACGAUAAAGCAAAGACCGUUAAACCGAGCAUGUCGCCAGACACGAAGGAUGUGAAGUGUUCCGAACAUUGCAGUUCCAACGAUGAGGAGUUGGAUAUCAAACACGACAGUCCGAUGUCGUCUUGUGGCAGUUCUUUAAAGGACGAAAUAUCCGACAAAAGCGGUGAUGAUGUGAACUCUGCGGACGACACUGGGGAUGAACAUUUGACUCACGUUCUGGCUCCAGGGUACCACGGAGAAAAUAGGCGGUGCCUACUAUGGGCUUGCAAGGCCUGUAAACGUAAAAGUGUUCAAAUUGACCGCCGUAAGGCCGCGACGAUGCGGGAGCGCCGUCGGCUUAGGAAAGUGAAUGAAGCUUUCGAGGUUCUCAAGAAACGGACGUGCCCGAACCCCAACCAAAGACUUCCCAAGGUGGAAAUUCUACGGAACGCGAUUGAAUAUAUCGAGAGUUUGGAGGACAUGUUACACGGCAAUCGUCUGGUGAGACCUGAUGACCAUCUCAACGAAUCUGGGUCAAAUAACGGCUCAGAUUAUAUGACGGUGAACAGUCCUCACUUCUAUCCGGACAAACUGCACCAUAUGUCCGAACUGAACGGCUACAAUUCACACCAGAAUGGUUACAUGGACCAUGUUCAUCAUCAGACGCAUCACCACCAACAUCAUCAUCAACAGCAACAACAACAACACUCACAGGGUGGAAGCAACGUAUCAAGUCUAGACUGUCUCUCGCUGAUUGUCGAAAGCAUCAGUGCCACUUCCGGAUCUCCAAUGAUGACGUCACUUGCUCCAACAGAACGCCCUUUAUAAAAAGUUACGUUUGUUCUACUAACUCGUGCUUUUUAUUGGAUUAAACAUCAAAGUGUGAUAAAAAGUGGUGUGUCCUUAUUUUAUCUGUUGUGCAGUUGUUGAAUUAUAUAUUUAGUGACCAAUUAACAAAUCAUUUUGCAUUUAUUAUACUGAAAAAAUGAACAGAAAAUGCUUGAAGU